AUGACCGAACGAGUUCCGAAUCCAGUCUCACACGACAAAUUGACAGAGCCAUCUGGAUUCAGCACAUGUAUUUUCAAGAUGGACGGAUCUGCACCUCUGUAUCAUGAAGUUUCUCCUUUUACGGUACGAUCAAAGACUUCAAUUCUUAAAUUUUUAAAAUAAUUUUGAAUAGAUCGUCUCUGAACUAGUUUGCUCGCUCUACAUCAACCAACGUACGGUAAUGCGUGUAGCUGUGCAUACUCUUUGUACGAACGUUAAGCUUCAGCUUUUCUUUCGUGUCAGUCGAACGAAUAAUCAAGCUUACCGGGAACAAUCGAUGAUAUAUCGCUGAGUAUGUUAGUCUUUUUGUUGAUAUUUAGCUGAACUUUUGAAUACCCUAGCACACUGUGUUUUUGUCUGAACGGGAGGAAGAGUAGGCGGGGGGGUGGGGAGCGGCAAUUCUCUGUAAGGUGGGUGGUUAUGUGCGCAGAUGCCCUUGAAAAACUGGAAGGGUGUUCCACAGGGUAUAUGCCUCUGGGACUACAUUAAGUAUAUUCAAACUCAAUCAGUGAAUAGCUAUCAAAAGCAUAGUUGAAAUAACAAAACAGCAAAGAGAAAAGCGACUUGAGGUUUCCUGAUAUUUCGGACAGACAAGCCAUCCUUCUUCAGGGGAUUUGAUUAAACCUCAAGUUGCUUUUCUCUUUGCUAUUUUUCAUUUAUGUGUAUAUUUUUGUCUUGGAUAAAACAGCAGGAUUUGGCUGUCGUCAUUUUAUAUAAAAAGUAUCAAAACCAUACCCAUCCACAGCACUGUAGAGGGGCCAUUUUCUACUAUGCAUCUCUCGGUUUUCUUUCACAGCCAAAUCAAACCACCCCUUAGCUACAUACAUGUAUAAUAUAUCACUGCCACCCCUUCUAGUAAAAAAACAAUACCAACAAAAGCAAAAUCUUUAUUGUGGUCUGGGUCAACUUAGAUAUACGAACUUGAAUAAAUUCAAGUGUAUUCUAGGCUGACCAUACUCAGAGAUCCUGAGGGAGCUAUUACCAGCCGGAUAGAUAUUUAAGAAAAUUUGUUGCAUACUUCUCAAGAGACCCCCCACUCCCACCCCACACUUACUGCUUCUGAGCUAAUCACAGAAGCAUUUGAAUUUUGAUUUCCUUGCCUUAAAUUGGUGAGAAAAAUAAUGGUCUCCCACUUAUUUUGCCCUCCAUCUCAAUUGCUUUGCUGCCCCUUGCAAAGCAAGGUGACCAGGGACCAAUUUAAUACAACUGUUACAAGUAUAAUGUUUACAAGUGUAGCUUUCAUUUAAGAAUCUGAAAACAACAGCAACACUUGUAAAUUACAAUUGUAAAUUAAAUUAUGGCCUUUUCCUACUGUUGUGAAUGACUAUAAGGAAUGAUCAUAAAGUUAUGUGGUGUUGUAACUUGCUAUGACUUUUCUUUACAGAAAUUAAUGCUAAGAAUUUUGGCUGCAAGUGCAGGACUGGUUGUAUUGGUAUGUACAGCUGUACAAUAUUGUGUUGGGCACUGUAAUUCCUUGAAAUGUAAUUUUAUAUACUAAUAUAAAAACUUAUAAUUGGCUGAAAGUUUUGCAGUGUUAUAAGUUGGCAGAAUUUUAUGUUAGUUGGAAAUGUAACCCAGGAAUUAUUAUUAAUUGAUGCAAAUGAUUCUCAAUUAUCCUCUCUUUGCUUUUUACAGAUCACAGUAAUAAUCAGCUUUGUCAAGGCUGCCGACGACUCCAUGAUGUAUCUUAUAGCUGUCAACAUGUUAAGUAAGUACAAAAUAUAGGUGUGCAAUACAUAGAGAAUAUUACACGGUGGUGUGAAGAUAUGAAUUUUUUUUUCGAGUGGCAAAACAAUAUUUUACGAAUGAGCACAGUGAAGGAGUAAAAUAUUGUUUUUGCCACAAGAAAUUGAUAAAAUAAUAAUAAAAUAAUUGAAAUUGAUAAAAUAAUAGAGGGAAAUUACCGAAAUUACGUCAUCGAUAAACUCACGUGUGAGAUUAUGAAAAAAAAAAACCUCUCGGGUCCCGGAUGUAGUUUUUAUGAAUUUUACAAGUGGUAUAUUUUCCAGUAAAACACUCGUGUCUAUAUAAUGAAGUAUAACAUUGUUUUUUUCACCUCUGAAACAAAAGUUAUUUUGUGAUAUCUCAAGGGUGAUAACAUCAAGACAGUGCUUAUUGCAAUGCAGACGCAGUUUGAUGGAGCACUUUAAAAAUUAACAAAAAUGUUGGUUUCCUUUUGAUUUCAGUAAGCAGUGUGAUCGGAGGUGUAAUUGUAAGUACGAUCAUAAUGUGACGUAAAGUACAUAACAUCUGCAUAAGAAAGUUUUCAUGGACCUUAAAAAGCCAUGAAUCAGAUGGCAGGCCAGGUUGUUUAAACAGUAGUUGCCCAGGUCAGGUCCCUGUGCAUUGUACACAGGGUACCGGGCCUCUUGUAGGUGUAAUCAAAGGGUGACAAGUCAUAUAAGGGAAUAAUUUAAAGGCACAUUUUGUCCAAAUUCCUUUAAUUUUCUCCAGCCUUUUGGGUGAGGGAAAUUAUUGGGAUUUGGCUAAAAGUUCAGAAUUUUUUCAGAAUCUUACAACAAAAUACCUGGUAGAAUCCUUCUUGAUGUGCCCUUUUGUGUGUUUAGGUUUUCUAACCUGUCUUUUAAUGCCCUGACCUCUUCAUUCAUAACAUUUUGUAACUUUGCCUCCAUCUUAUAACAUUCAGUUUUUUUCAGUACCAAAAGUAAUGUUUACUGUUUUUCAUGUUUUCAGGCAUGGUGGUAUCACAAAGGAAUCAUAGUAAGUAGAUUAUUUUAUCAACUUGUUAUGUCACAGUUAAUUUUUUUUCCUUCGGUAAAUUUUUGUUUUUCCCUUGUCUCAGAUUCAUAAGCAUUCAAUACCAUACCUAAAAACUAAAAAAAUCAUUAAAAAAAAACAUUUUGCCCUGACAAUGAUUAUUACAUCAACAACAAACCCUUCCGUGCAUGUUGUCACAAGAUUAUAUACUUAUUUUUAUGUAAAUAUAUUAUGUAUUCUAUUUAUUUAUUUAUAUAUCUAUUUUUUUUAUAUCGUUAACUGUACAGGAAGCCAAGAAAGUUGCAUUCAUGGCAUUUGUAGGAGUCUGUAUAAUUUUCCAAGCCAUUAUAUCUGAUGUUUAUGUUUAUAACAAGAAGGCUGUCAUAUCGUCACCAACAGUAUCACCAACAUCGUCACCGGCUCCCACAACACAUCCAAACAGUAGCUUCAGCAUAUAA
Messenger RNA from Porites evermanni, 3215 nucleotides. The record is from the annotation of a GenBank genome assembly. NCBI's taxonomy places the organism in Eukaryota, Metazoa, Cnidaria, Anthozoa, Scleractinia, Poritidae.